Messenger RNA from Coffea eugenioides, 1522 nucleotides. Its product is annotated as KH domain-containing protein At1g09660/At1g09670-like. Gene Ontology annotation, cellular component: nucleus. Gene Ontology annotation, molecular function: mRNA binding. The transcript is spliced from 8 exons. Gene Ontology annotation, biological process: regulation of mRNA splicing, via spliceosome. The coding region runs from base 227 to 1117 and encodes 296 amino acids. The record is from RefSeq and is a predicted model, not a curated record. Lineage: Eukaryota; Viridiplantae; Streptophyta; Magnoliopsida; Gentianales; Rubiaceae.
AGUAGCAGUCAGUGAGAGGUCCACUAUUUAGUAGUAGGGGGUUUUCCCCUAUCCGUCUCUUUCUUCUUCUCUCUUCCCCCAGCAAGGAAGUGAGAGGUCCAAUAAGUAGGGAGGGAAGAAGACCUUCACUUCCUCUCUAAUUCCCAUUCAACCCUUUCCCCUUAACCCCGUUUGCCUCCAUCCCACAUCCCCAAGUUGGUCAAGUUAGUUGCUUUGCAGCCAGUUUAUGGUUUUUGGGUUUAUGGAGAAUAGAAUAGCUGCAGGGAGUUACUUUCAGUACUCUCCAUCUGGAGGUCAUCCCCCACUUCAGAGGUCUACUUCCAUUUCAGAUCGUGAAAGAUAUCUGGCAGAUUUAAUAGCAGAGAGGCGCAAUUUGGGACCUUUUAUACCAAUUUUGCGUGUAUGCAGCAGGCUUCUAAAUCAAGAAAUCAUGCGGGUAUCAGGAUUGGUAUCAAAUCAGUAUUUGGAUCAUGAAAGAAUGGGCCAUGAAAGUCCAUAUGGAUCAUUAGGUCAACAUCCUAAUGGAGGACCAAUGAGUGUGGAGACAUGGAAUCCACUGGGAACAGAGGAAAAUAGACUUCUCCAGAAGUUGGCUCCAUUUCAACCUUCCCCUCUGGAAUGGUAUUCAGUUCCAGGAACUACUCCCAUUGUGAAAAGAGUCAUCCGACUGGAUGUUCCUGUAGACAAGUUUCCAAAUUAUAAUUUUGUUGGCCGAAUUCUGGGUCCACGUGGAAACUCCCUGAAACGUGUUGAAGCCAUGACAGAAUGUAGAAUUUAUAUAAGAGGUCAGGGCUCGGUUAAGGAUUGUAGCAAGGAAGAGAAAUUAAAAGAUAAACCUGGAUAUGAACACCUCAACGAGCCACUACACAUCUUGCUGGAAGCUGAAUUUCCUGAAGAUAUGAUUGAUUCCCGUGUGGAUCAUGCAGUUGCCAUAUUGGAAAAGCUUUUAAAACCUGUGGAUGAGUCCAUGGAUCUUUAUAAGAAGCAACAACUAAGAGAAUUAGCUAUGUUAAAUGGAACUCUAAGGGAAGAAAGCCCUAUCAUGAGCCCGAGUAUGAGCCCCAGCAUGUCUCCUUUUAAUAGCACUGGAAUGAAACGUGCAAAGACAGGGAGAUAACAUCAAAUACACAUGAUGGAUUGCUGGCAUCUCUGUUGGUUUCUCCUGAUCUUCUCCUCCCUGAGUUACACCGUCGCAAAAGCUUCCGCAAAAGUUACUGAAUUGCCUACAUGAUCUCUGAGCAUGGUUUUGGGGAACCUAAAGUUGCUAACCACUUCGACGAGGAUCUACUGCACGACAUAGUUUAUUGUAAGAUUUCAUUUCUAUCUGACCAUCAAUUCUUUAAUCUGCCAGAGUGAUGAUAUUCAUCAAUUUGUUUUUGACAAAGAUGAUUAUAAGCUUCAAUAAUUUCAAUCUUGCGGUCACGUUUGAUAAGGUUAUCUUUCAAGUUGUGUAAUAAUACAUCGAUGGUUUGCAGAUAAAGAAUAUUGUGAAUCAACAAGCUUCAUAUAGCAGGCGUAUUUU